AAAAACGUAAAAUAAUUAGUAUCAUCUGCGGAUAUUUACAAAUUUUAUUUGCCAACUUACUCUUCAAUUGAUCAAGUAAUACGUUUUUAAAUUAUUAUUUUUAACCAUGUUGGGAUCAUCGGGAUCUCCAUCAACACAACCAAUGUCUAAACCAUUGAGGCUUCGUCGGGUUAACCAUUCCGAUGAGAUUGUAUCUGGUUUCUCCAAGCUUCUCAAAACGGAAUCAAUGACAGAUGUAACGUUAAUCUGCAAUGGAGGUCAAACAAUUCGUGCUCACCGAGUUAUCUUAUCAACAUUUUCACCAUAUUUCAAAGCCAUUUUCGAGGCACAACCUUUUUCAAAUAACCCUUGUCAAUACCCGGUCAUUGUUAUCAAAGAUUUAGCUUUGAGUGAAUUACGAGCUAUCGUUGAAUUUAUCUACAAAGGUGAAGUUUCCGUUUCUCGUGAUAAAUUAUCAGCUAUUUUACAUGCAGCUCGAGCUCUUGAGGUCAGUGGAUUAUCAGAUCUUAAAGUGGAAUCUAGUAGUUUACAGUCAUCUGGUGUAGCUGCAGCAAUGGCUGCAAACGGAUUCGGAUCUUCAAACCACGGUGAUGGUGAUAAAUCAAUGUCUAAUUAUAUUGGCUCAUCAUCAUCAGGAUCCUCUUAUCAUCACCAUUCAUCUUCAUCACCAAAUUCGGCUUCCACUCAUAGUAUUCUGGCAUCAUUGACUUCGGGUAAUCCCAUUACACAAACACCUCUUGGGUCACUCAAUUUGUCAACUAACGGUUCUACCUCAUCUUCAUGGAAACGAUCAUCGUCUGAUUCCCUUAUUUCUUCCUCUCUAUUCACAAAUGGACUUGAUUCUCCAAUGAAAAAAUCACGAAUCACGGUUGAAAACAAUUCUUCUGGAACCUCACCUAGUUUUAACGAUCGACUGAGUUUGAGUGCCAAUGGGGAUUACUCACAUCAUGGUUUAAACUUGUCUUCAGCUGAAUCUAUUAGGAGUGCAUUAUCUUCCCCAGCCAGGUUUAGCUCCAAUUUAUCUGGUUAUUCAACCUCGCAAGAAAUUCUUCAAGCAACGUUGAAUCAACAAUUGAAAUCACGGAAUAUUACUGUUGAGCAAUUUUUGGCGCAAAAGCAUCAACAGCGUCAAUUAAAGUCUCAAAAAUUGCGAACCCAACAAAUGCAAGCACAAAUGAAGCAACAAAUUUUACAACAGCAAUUAUUGAGAAAUUCAUCAUCUUCUCAACAUUCACAACCAUUAUCACUGGUUCCAGGUUCUUCUGCAUCCUCAUCAUCUUCUCAUGGAUCAAAAGGAUCCCCUUCACGUUCAUGUGAUUCACCUUCCGCCUCCGGAUCAUUGGACGAUUCAAAACGCAAAGAAUCAUCAGAGUCUAAUUUGAAGAUUAAAGUUGAAGGUUCAUCAGGCUCAUCUGAAUCAACCAAAGAUGAUGAAGAUAAGCCAGAAGAUAUGAGAACCAAUGUAAACUCAGAUGAUACAGAGGACGGAGAAGAUGGUAAAGAGAAGAGGACAAAAGAUCAAGAUGAUAAUGAUAACGAAAAUAAGAGUAAAAGUAAUGGUAAAGGUGCUUCUUAUUCAGACGAGUCUGGAAAGAAUGAUAAUGACACUUCUGAUUGUGAUGAUGAUAAACCAUUACAGUUGACUAUUGAGACUAAUAUUGAUUCAGAUGAAGACGGUACACGCCAAUGCGAUGAGCAUGAUAAUUCAAAGAGAAGUGAUUCAGAGAAUAAUCAUAAUGAUGAUGGUGACACUGAGCGAGCUGAUGAUGAGGGCGACGAUGAAAUAGAUGAUGAAAACAGCAACAAAGAGGGAAAAAUAAAUAAAAGAGUUAACCAAAAUGGUAAAAAUAUGAGUUCAAAAGGUGAUUUUGACAACAACAAAGUCAAUGGUAGUCAAUCGGACGAGGAUAAUGAUGAAGAUGAUAAACGAGAAAAUGGCGAUGACGAGCCAAUUGUAAUUAACACCACUGUCGAAGAUAUGGAUGGCUACAUGACAGAUGAAAUGAACGGUGACAAUGAUGAUUAUGACGUUGAAAUAGCAAAGGAUAUAAUUUUCCAAAGGCAACAACAGCUUCGUUUACAACAGCUUCAGCGUCAACAUUUGUACCAGUUAACGCAACAAUCUUUCCACCAUGAUUCUCAAGAAGCCAAGUUAAUUGAAUUUUAUGAGCAACUUCAAUCAAUGGCACCAUUUGCCAAACAAGGAGAUCACCAUUCAGAUGACCAAUCCAAUCCUAUUAACCUUGAUUGGAAGGAAGGUUUUAUGGAUGAUUCUUAUCAUUCCUCUGAUCCUCAUGGUAAAGGUUAUCACUCCAAUCCAGUUGCUUCCCUGGCAGCACAAAAUCGUUCAUUAGCUAUGUUAGUCUCAAAUCACACGGGAAUGUCUUUGGCAGCGGCAAUGGGUCAUCCUGGAGUCAAUCCACUUUCACUGUCAUCAUCUUCAUCAGCCUCGUCUUCGUCUUCAUCUCCUCUCAAUAGAGCCAAUAACGCAACAGCUAAUCAACAAAACAAUCAAAAUAAUGGCAAUAUCAAUAAUAAUAAUCAAUCCAAUGGACACUCUUCAACAAACUCAUCAACUCCUCUAGUAACACCAGACUUCCUUCAACCCAGAGGACCGGGAAGACCUCGAAAGGGAAACAAAGCACAAGAUAUCAGUCCAUGUCCAGAGUGUCACAAAGUCUUUGUCCGUCCCGAUGUACUCAAGCUACAUUAUCGUUCGGUUCAUCUUAAUGAGCGCCAUCCAUGUAACCUUUGUCCCAAAAUUUUCAAAUGGCCAGGCGAUCUUUCAAAACACAAACGAACCAAACAUCCAGAAGCUUUGGCAGCUCAAGCAGCAGCAGCAGCAGCGGCAGCAGCGGCUGCGGCUGCCAGUCAAUGUCAAUAAUCAAUUCACUUGAUUAAAAUCAGCCAUCCAUUAAUUCAUCCGAAUGAUUAAAUCCCAUCAUAAUCUUCAUUUUGGAUCCUAAAACGCACAUAAAAGGGAACAAAGUAAACAGAUUAUAAUCAACUUUUAUUAUCACCAUCGACUAGAUUAAUUUUUACCUGAUGAUACUAUUUUUUUAUUGAUUCCUUGUUAUCAUCUACUUCAUCAUUCUCAUCAUUAUCACCGAAAUCAUCCAGAGUUCAAUAUGUUUUUUAUUCAAUUCGCUGUAAAUUAUUGGUUAAUUAUUUUUUCAUUGUUAAUCGCAACCUUUUUUUUAUAUACUCAUCUUCAUGUCAAAAAACAACAUCAUCUCUUCACCAUUCAUCAUUUUUGGGGUUUGAUUAGAAUAAGAAUUGAAUCUAAUUGGGAAGUUUGAUUAACUCUAUAAGAAAACUCUGUUUAAUUCAUUGGCCACGAAAUCAAAUUGUGAUAGACUGCACAAUCAAAUGGAAACAAGAAGCAAAAAUGGACAACAAUCAACAAAUUACAAUUUACGUCUCAUAUUUUUCUAUGCUUUUGUUUACUAAUCAUAUUUUUUGUUAAUUGUUGGUUAUUUUAUAUUUUAAAUUGAUAUUUUACAAUAUUCCAUAAUUUUAAUUUCAUGUUAAUGGUCAAAUGUUACUGUUAUUUUUUGCUGUACAAUACUAAUGAUUUUAAAAAUUACAAUUAAUCCAAUGGAUAAA
Tetranychus urticae (two-spotted spider mite) is the source of this 3606-nucleotide messenger RNA. RefSeq lists its product as uncharacterized. Gene Ontology annotation, biological process: regulation of transcription by RNA polymerase II. Gene Ontology annotation, molecular function: protein binding. Gene Ontology annotation, cellular component: nucleus. The record is from RefSeq and is a predicted model, not a curated record. Lineage: Eukaryota; Metazoa; Arthropoda; Arachnida; Trombidiformes; Tetranychidae.